AGCCCCGCCCUGUUGUGACGUCACCGCGAAGGGACUACUUAAGGGCCGUCCGUCCUCGACUCGGCACCACAAGUCUUUGUACACCGUCUGUACACCGCCAACCACCACCACCGCCAUGAACUCCAUGCUGAUCCUGUCCGCCCUGGUCGCUUGCGCCGCCGCUACCCUGGUGGUGCCAGGCCCCGUGGCAGUGCGUGCCCCCUCUCACGACUCUGCCAUCAUCCAGAGCCACCGUCUGGGCGGCAACUUCGCCUACUCCACCCACGAGGCUCACGCCUACGCCGUGCAGACCCCCGUCAUCGGCCAGCGCACCGUGCCCGUCGGCGUGUCCUACCACCACGGCGUCCCCAUUGUCAAGUCCUCCACUGACUACAUCACCCACAAGAUCCCACAGGUCGCCUACACCUACCCUCAGGUCGCCGUGCAGGCUGCUGUACCCCAGGUCGCCACCUACGCCGCUGGACUGCCCCUUGCCGGCACCUACGCUGCUGGUCUGCCCCUUGCCGGUCCCUACGGCGCUGUGCCCUACCCCUACGUCGUCGCCGCCAAGCCCGCUGAGCCCGCCGUUGAGGAGGCCUAAUAUGACCAUGUGACUGGAUCCUGCAGGACGGUUCUCGUCCCCCUGUCUCCUUCUGCUUCUUCCUUCGACGGCCGAUCCUGGCGUGGCCGCCCGGCGCAGCGACAGAGCCUUCGGGUUGGUCGCUGCGCCUUGUAUAGCUACGGUGUACAAACUUGUGUCAUAGUGUUAAUUUAAAAUGAAAUUGUUUAAUAAAAACAAUUUAAUUUUC
Penaeus monodon (black tiger shrimp) is the source of this 788-nucleotide messenger RNA. Its product is annotated as pupal cuticle protein G1A-like. The record is from RefSeq and is a predicted model, not a curated record. The transcript has 2 exons. Lineage: Eukaryota; Metazoa; Arthropoda; Malacostraca; Decapoda; Penaeidae. The coding region runs from base 116 to 580 and encodes 154 amino acids.